AUUCCACACGUGUUUCUUCAUUGUUUUGAAGUCUUCAGCAUUAAUCCACUAUCUAGAAAAAAAUAAAAAUAAAGAAAAACCAUUGAAUGAGAAUGUGUGACCAAACAUUUGACUGGUAGUGUAUACACAUACACACAUAUACACACAUGCCCGUACCUACCAUUGAGGACACCAAGGUGAAGUACUUGGUAUUUUUUCCUUCCUCUGAUUUCAUCUCACUCAGUGUCUUGCACUCUCAUUGACUGUAGUCAUGACACUUCUCAGACCUACAGGAUUUAGAGUCGACAACAGAUCUAGAUAUUUAGCCUGCUAGAUAUCUGGCGGGUAUCUGCAAUGCAUCGGUGACUCCACUGGGUCGCGUCUUUGAACAGUUCACACAUAAUGAUUUAGCGCCGAUUUGCCAGGGCAGAUCGAACACUGAAAAUUGGGGCUAAAAUAGUGUAGCGUGAACUAGGCUUUACCUCCACUUGUAAAACCAUUACCCUGCAUGUCUCAAGGUGUCUGUAUAUGUAUGCUAACCCUUCCUGUCAGUUGAGCGCUGUCACACAUCGCUGGGGAGGCGAAUCAAGACCCUGAAGUCACUUUGAGACUGGCUAAAAUCAUCUUUGAAGAAUGGUGUGGGGUUCAGCAGGAAGAAUGGAAGACCCCAAAUGACAGAUUCCCACCGUCGUUGGAAAGGACCUAAAAAAGUAGAUAACUAACAUGGCUGCCCACCGAAUCCGAGUGACAAACAACAGCAAUGCACUGCCUCGGUGCAAAUCCGAGGGGACGCUUAUGGAAUUCAGCGAAGGAGUGUCCGAGGCCAGCCUCACAGAUGUUAAAGUGCCUUCACCCAGUGCCUUAAGACUGGAGACUCCAACCUCCCUUGGGAAUGCAAAGGAAGUCAUUGCCAUUAAAGAUUACUGUCCCUCCAACUUCACUACGCUGAAGUUUUCUAAGGGUGAUCACCUCUUUGUCCUGGACACAUCAGGUGGAGAAUGGUGGUACGCCCACAACAACAAAGAGAUGGGCUACAUCCCUGCGGCCUAUGUGAAGCCAGUCACCUGCAGGAACUCGAUCCUGAGUGAUAGCGGGACAGUCAGUAACCUUGGGGAUUGCUUAGAAGAGGGUGCCCAAGAGCUGGACCUCCUCGGCGACUGGAAUGGAGUCCUAAAGCACUGCUCACCCUGCAACAGCAAUCCCUUUGUCCCCCGUUCCUCUACUAAUCCCUUCUUCUCUGGGCCUCCACAAGGUACUCUGGACCAGAAUUGCAAUAGGAGGGCUGUACAUAGCACUGUGGAUCUACUGUUCUUUGACACUCCCUCCAACCCCAACGCCAGCAACGGCAGUGCCUUUAAUGGCACCUUUGACUUGACACCUGUGAAUCCCAACCCAGAUAUCACACAGAACUUCCGCAGGGGAAACCCCUUCUUCAGGAGCAAGCGGUCUUACAGCCUUUCUGAGCUCUCCAUCCUCCAGGCCCAGGCUAGUUCCCCAGGUUCCUCCUCUGGUUUUUUCACUGGUUUAAAAUCUCCGACCCCUGAGCAGUUUCAAAGUAGGGAGGACUUUAGGACUGCAUGGCUUAACCACAGAAAGUUGGCCCGGUCAUGUCAUGACCUUGAUUCCCUUGGCCAAAAUCCAGGCUGGGGACAGACGCAGCCUGUAGAGACUAACAUUGUGUGCAGACUGGACAGCUCUGGAGGCGCUGUGCAGCUGCCUGACACCAGCAUCAGCAUUCACGUCCCAGAGGAACAUGUACCCCUUGGAGAAACCCAGCAGAUCUCACUGAAAGCCUUGCUUGAUCCUCCAUUGGAACUCAACACUGAUAGGUGCUCCACGGUCAGCCCCGUAGUGGAGAUGAAGCUGAGCAAUAUGGAGAUAAAGACUUCCGUCACCUUGGAGAUGAAGGUGUCCGUCGUAGUGAAGAAGGAGAGCCGGCAGGCAGCUGAGAUCACAUGCGUCCGUAGCGACUGCAAGGAAGGACCAUAUGUGCCCAUUGAAGAGGCCUACAUGUAUGGGGACACAGUCCAGGUUCGGCUUGAUAACCUUGAGCCUUGCAUGUAUGUGGCUGUAGUGGCACAAGCUAAAAACCUUGCCAUCAACUCAACGGUCUGGGACCAUGUAGUGAAGAAGGUCACCUUGGGCGUCUAUGGGCCCAAGCAUAUCCACCCCUCCUUCAAGACCGUAGUUGCUAUCUUUGGGCAUGACUGUGCCCCGAAGACACUGUUGGUAAGUGAGGUGGGGAGGGAGGCCCAUUCUGCACCCCCUGUAGCUCUGCAACUAUGGGGGAAGCACCAAUUCGUAUUGGCCAGGCCACAAGAUCUGCAAGUCGGCGUUUACUCAAACAUGUCAAACUAUGAUGUCAAGGCCAAUGAGCAGGUUCAGAUUGUCAGGGGCUUCCAGGUGAAGCUGGGCAAGGUGAGCCGUCUUGUUUACAUGAUCACGUCUCGUAAUGCAGACGACAUCUCAGACUUCACAUUGAGGAUCCAGGUGAAGGACAUCCAGGACUGCAUCCUGGCUCAGUUCUGUGUGCAGACACCACAGCCCCCUCCCAAAACCGGGACACGAGCAUCAGGUCAGAGAAGGUUUCUGAAGAAGAAAGAAGUAGGAAAGAUCCUUCUGUCUCCUCUGGCCAUCACUACCAAAUACCCAAUCUUUCAAGAUCGCCCUGUUACCAACUUGAAGUUUGGAAAAUUGAUCAAAACUGUGGUUAGACAAACCAAGAACCCAUAUCUCUUGGAAUAUAAGAAGGGAGACAUGAUUGCACUGCUUAGUGAGGAGAAAAUUAAGCUAAAGGGGCACCUGUGGACCAAAGAGUGGUACAUUGGGUAUUACCAAGGCAGAACAGGACUUGUUCAUGCUAAAAAUGUUCUGAUUGUGGGCAAGAUUAAGCCCAUUCAUUUCACUGGGCCAGACCUCACCACUGCCAUACUGUUAGAUCAGAUCCUAAGGGCCUGUAAGUUCCUUACCUACAUCUAUGCCUCGGUGAGGACCAUACUGAUGGAGAACAUUGGGAACUGGAGGGUCUUUGCUGACUUAUUGGGCUACAAUAACCUACCUUUGACGUACUUCAGCCGGAAUGAUCUUGACAGUGAGCCGGAGAAGGUGGCCUGUGUCCUGGAGAGGUUCAAGGAGGACUGCAACAAUUCGGAAGGGAAGGAGAGGAAGUCCUUCCAGAAGGAGCUCAUGACUGCCCUGCUGAAGAUGGACUGCCAGGGGCUGGUGGCCCGCCUUGUCAUGGACUUUGCGUUGCUGACCACGGCAGUGGAGGUGGCAGGCCGUUGGCGGGAGCUGGCCGAGAGGCUGUCCCGUGUGUCCCGGCAGCAGAUGGAUGCCUACGAGGCCCACCACCGCGACAAGAACGGCGAGCUGGACAGCGAGGCCAUGUGGAAGCCAGCCUAUGACUUCCUGGUGACGUGGGCAGCCCAGAUCGGCGACAGCUACAGAGAUGUUCUCCAGGAGCUGCAUCUUGGCCUCGACAAAAUGAAGAACCCCAUCACCAAGCGCUGGAAGCACUUGACCGGCACGCUCAUCCUAGUCAACAGCCUGGACAUGCUGCGGAGCUCCGCCUUCAGCCCCACCCCUCACACAGACUUUGCGAUCUGAUGCCCCUCUCCACCCUGCCACCCUGCUGUUUUAGCCCUGCCCCUUACCCCACCUCUGUGCCAGUCAAUCCAAUCCUCAUGUGCCAUUUCCUGGUGAUCUGCCUGUGGUUCUCAGUAUUUUUUUCUAAGAGCAUUUUUUUAUUGUUAUUGUCCUUCACAGUAUAUAUUUUUUUACUGCUAUGAAAGAAGCUGGAGCAGUUUUGUAGAAACACUUUGGCAUCUGUAUAAAUAAAGGACUGUAUUAUGCUUCAUUUAGCCUGGUCACAUGUCCGAUGAGGUUUAAGAAACAUGUAUAUUUAUAAGCAUUAAAAUGUUUGAUGACAAUGA
Messenger RNA from Paramormyrops kingsleyae, 3911 nucleotides. RefSeq names its product SH3-domain binding protein 4a (gene sh3bp4a). Gene Ontology annotation, molecular function: protein binding. NCBI's taxonomy places the organism in Eukaryota, Metazoa, Chordata, Actinopteri, Osteoglossiformes, Mormyridae. The record is from RefSeq and is a predicted model, not a curated record. Gene Ontology annotation, cellular component: cytoplasm.